This is a messenger RNA of Staurois parvus, 354 nucleotides long. The record is from the annotation of a GenBank genome assembly. Lineage: Eukaryota; Metazoa; Chordata; Amphibia; Anura; Ranidae.
CUUCUUCUUCUUCUUCUUCAUCCCUCAUCCUACUUCUUCUUCUUCUUCAUCCUCAUCCUACUUCUUCUUCUUCUUCAUCCUCAUCCUUCUUCUUCUUCUUCUUCUUCUUCAUCCUCAUCCUUCUUCUUCUUCUUCUUCAUCCUCAUCCUUCUUCUUCUUCUUCUUCUUCAUCCUCAUCCUACUUCUUCUUCUUCUUCAUCCUCAUCCUACUUCUUCUUCUUCUUCUUCUUCUUGCCAUGGGCCCCUGUACCGCCUCCUCAUGCUGCUGCCAGGUCCAGAGUGUGUCAUGGGGUGCUGUAUGGCCUCCCAUUGCUGCGCUGCCUCCACCGCCACACUGUGGCUCCACACUCUGGU